UCCCCAUCUCACUUCAGCCAAUCAGCGCCGCUUUUGUAGCGAGGUGUCUCUUUGUGCUUAAGCGUCCAGGUUCAGGCACAAUCUGCCUGUUGACUUAAGUGUUGUUAGUCUUGUCAAACAGCGUUUUAGUGUCAGAUAGAAAGAGGGAAGUGUGUUAGCUUCUUUAACUGACUGUUCUGAUGUUAUUUAACAAGUGAAGCUAUGAAACAGAAGUAAAACAGUUCUACUCGUGAAACAAAGCGUCUCACUAUGUUGAAAUUCAACUUCAGGAGGGAGAAAGACCAGGACUUUAGACAUAUAGCUCCUGGUCUGAUCCCUGCUGCCUCCCUUGCUCCUAAGCCGGCUGUUCCUCGUACCCCGCCCCCACGUAGCCCGAACCCCUCACCUGAGAGACCCAGGUCAGCCUUAGCAGCAGCCAUCUUGUCUUCCUCGCUCACUGGGCAGACAUGGGCCAUCCCUCAAAUCAGGUCGAGGUCUUUCUCUGAGAGUGACCACUCUGAGUCCUUCACAUCAGAACCAAAUGUCAGCACAGCAAUGUACACAAGAGACAGAUGGUCAGAGGAUCUGGCUGGCCGGCCCCGCCUGUCAUCACCUGAACAUUCAGAGGAGGAGGAGGAGGAGGAGGAGGAGGGGGUGGACAAGGAAGAGGGGGUGGAGACUGAGGAGGAAAGAGAAGAACAUGUCUAUCAAACUCUGGAUGGACAAGAUAAAAGCUCAGUCACAGAACCUGUCUAUGCCGUGUCACUAAAACCGAAGAUCAGUAGAACCCAGCCGGCUCUGGUGUCUGAAGGACGUGCACCUUCUUCAGAAACAAGUGUCCAGUCACCUGGAGCCAGCAGUGAUUCUCUGGAGAGAGCGUCUGUCAGGAGGAGAUCUGAAAGUCAGAGAGAUGAUGUGCCAGUCACACUGCCCAUUCCAACCACCGACAAUCCCAGCCAACUCAGCAAAGCCAAAACCCCCAAACACCCUGCCCAGCAGUCCCCCAAGCCCAGGAGAACAGUGACAGCACAGAGGGAGGUUCAGAGGGAGGAAAUGCUGGCGCUUCAGAACAGAAUAAUGGUUGAUGAUCAAAAGCAUCUGGAGGAGAGACUGCAACGGCUGGAACAGGAGAUCAGUCACAAUCGGGCCUCCUCACACCUGAGAUCCUCUGCAGGAAGCCAAGCAGAACUACAGAAUCUGAGACAACAUGCCCAGGAGCUUGUGGAUGAAAAUGACGCUCUCAAACUGACAGUACACCGUCUAAGUGUGGAGCUAAGCCGCUACCAAACCCAAUUCAGACCUUUGACCAAACAGGAGAGCUCCAGAAUCAGUGGCUUACCAAAAACAGGGUCCCCUCCUCCCUGGCUGCUCGACAUGAAGCAUUUAUCUCCUCUGCUCCUGGCGUAUGAAGACAGGAUGAAUGAGAAAGAUGCACUUCUACAAAUCACUGAGGAGGAAGUGAAGAGGUUGCGAGUCCAUGUAGAGGAAGUAAUCAAAGAAAAUGAGAGACUUCAUGAUGAAAUUGCUAAGACUGGAGGGGUCAGCCAGAAGGACUGUCAUCAACUACAGCAACAGGCCUUCCUGGUUUUGCAGGAGAACCAGGUUCUGAUUGAUCAGCUCGAGGCUCAGCAUGUUAAGGCAAAAGCCAAUCACAACAGACACCACUCUGAAGUUUCUAAGGUGUCUAAGCAACUGAUGCUGUUGGAGGCUGAAAAGCAGCAUCUGCUGCAGGACCUGGAGGAGAGCAGGAGGGAGCUGCAGAAAAAUGUAAGGGAGGUAGAAGUUCUGCAGGCCCGCCUGAAGGAUUCAGUCACCUGGGAUGAACAUUGCAACAUUGCUGGGAGACUUAGAAGGCAGUUGGAGCAGCAGGAGAGCAGGAAUGAGAGUGAGAUGGUGGAGAUGCAUCUUAGACUGUCCAGCCUGCAGGUGGAGAAUAGGAAUCUGGCUCUGGACAAAGCCAACCUGUCUGCUGAUGUGAAGAAAAUGGUAACUGAGCUGGAGCUUACCAGACAAACCAACAGGAAGGCAGAGAGGAGGAUGAGUCUGUUAAAGCAACAGAAGGAAGAGUGUGUGCUAAAAGAGGAAAAGACUCGCCAUUACGUGGGAGCUGUCAUUUCUGUGGCGGAGCACGUUUCCCAGGAGAGAGACAAACUGCUGCAGAUGGCUUCGGUCCUUCAGCAGGAGAAGCAGAGAUUCAUCAGCAGGAUUCUAAAAGGCACGGCCCAAUUUGGGAAACUACAGGAAGAUGUCAAAGUGUACCGGAGGAAGGCGUCAACUAGACUGGCAGUGUUGGAAGAGGCAGCAGAGGGGAGGACAGCUUCUCACCAGAGGGAGAUCCUUCACUUGCAGAGGCUGCUCAGAGAAAGACAGGAGGCAGAGGAGAGACUGCUGCAGUCCAAACGGGAAAUAGAGGAAGAGUUGGAGGUUGUGUGGCAGGCAGCUUCCAGAGAGAACCAGAAGAUGAAGGAAACCCUCCUGGACUCCAAGUUCACUACAAACCUCCACAGUCCAGAUGAGGCCACUACAUACAACCAGCAGCAAGCACACAGCUCGGAACCUCUCCUAUCUGACUCUCCUCAAAGCUCGGGUCUUCAGAAAAGGGUCAUGCUUACAUCUGACUCAAACAAUUCUUCUGAUGAGAAGCAAAAGCAUGGACUGGAUUUCUACUGCUGAAAUGUCUGGAGCCAUUACCUGCACUAUAGGUGUGUUCACUGGUGCUGGAGACACAGGGUGAAUGGCUGUUAGUUACAGCCCUGAACACUAAAACAUACAAGCAUACAAGCAGAUGUCAGAUUGACUUUGUGUGGAAACAGCACCUUAAAUGUGCACUAUUGUUUCAGAUAAAUCUUUUUCUUAGCUCAACAAAUACUUCUUAGACCUCUGAGGAAAACUUGAUUAAGGACACCAGGGUUGCGGUAAACAUUGGUGCCUGAUAAAAGAACAUAUAAAACACUACAAAUCCACAUAUAACACCUUUGACUUUACUGCUCAGUUGUCAUAGUGUUGCCAAAUAUACUUCACAACAGUCUGUUGUCAGUUGUCAAAGAAAACGGUCAAAUCUGUAAACAAACAGUAAGGACACCAUUAUUAUUGAGUGUUAUUUUAAUUUAUCUGUAUUUUUUAAUAAGUCUCAGGGGUUUAAGACCAUGCCAAGAACAGCAGAUAACAGGUUUACCCAGGAGUGAAGAAAAAGUUGCAUUGAUGAAAGCUUGAUUACAGUUAUUGAGUAUUAUAGAACACGUCAAUGUUGCCAUCUGCUGGACACGUGGAAAUGUUGUUGUCACAGUACAAACAUUAUGGUACAGAGCAGCCACACAUGGGACACUUUAAAAGUGUUGAGGUAGAAUAUGUGCUGCGCUGAUGCACUUAUAUUUAUGUAUUUAGUUUUGGCUCUGCUUGAUUUUUAACACUACACCUGUAAAUUAUCGGGUUAUAUUUUAGCACUAGUCUGAUUCGGCUAAAUUUGCGACCUGUUUUAAUCCGCGAAUUAAAAUGUUUAUGAUAAAGUGAUGGAAUUACUUUUUGGGCUUUUGUGCAGAUAAUACAUUUUCUGUUGUUAUUGCAUUAAUUUAUGCUCUUUUUCUUGAACAGUGUUCUUUAUUGGAGUGGUUUGUAUGAAAAUAUUUGUUUUUCCACUUUUGCUGUCACCUCUAUCGAAGGAGCUAUCAUAUUAAACCUUCAUCACAAGACUCUAUUCUUACUGGAUUACACCAGAACCACAGGGGUAGCACUGUCUAUGUAGUGAUGUACCACAAACACACAGGAGCACAACAGUGGUGCUGUUCUCAAAUAUAUGAUAUAUUUUAAGGGAUAAGGAAGACUUCUAAUAGCUGGUGUGGUGGUAGAACAUGCAGCUGUCCAACAAAUAAACAGCCAAAUGAUGGACUUAAGCCUUUCAGCACUCAAAUAUAUAAAACAAGAGCAGUGUAAACUCCCAGAGGCCCAAUCAAAAAAUUGUAGCAAACAUCUAUUAAUGAUUCUGGUUACUAAGACUUGAAUAAAAAGUAAAGCGUUUUUAUAUUAACCUUA
Notolabrus celidotus (New Zealand spotty) is the source of this 4008-nucleotide messenger RNA. It is a transcript of the gene cep89, whose product is annotated as centrosomal protein 89. NCBI's taxonomy places the organism in Eukaryota, Metazoa, Chordata, Actinopteri, Labriformes, Labridae. Gene Ontology annotation, biological process: mitochondrion organization; cilium assembly; chemical synaptic transmission. The record is from RefSeq and is a predicted model, not a curated record. The transcript is spliced from 18 exons. The coding region runs from base 250 to 2652 and encodes 800 amino acids. Gene Ontology annotation, cellular component: ciliary transition fiber; centriole.